AUGCCAAUCCUCAAAGUCGGCAUCAUCGGCGCCGGCGAAGUCGCGCAAGUCAUCCACCUACCUACUCUCAUCCUCCUUUCCCAUCUAUACGAAAUCAUCAGCAUCUGCGACAUAUCCGCGCAAACGGCUCUGCACUGCGCCACCAAAUUCCAUAUUCCUCACCACACCACCAAUCCAGAUGACAUCAUCAACAAUGCCGCCGUCGACGUCGUCUUCAUCCUCACCAGCGACGAGUAUCACGCCGUCUACGCAGUGGCCGCGUUACGCGCACACAAAAACAUCAUGAUCGAGAAACCACUAACCCUAUCCCUCCCGGCCGCGCAGCAGAUUCUCGCCGCCGAACGAGAGUCGCAGGGGAGAGUUUUUGUAGGCUAUAUGCGUCGCUACGCGCCCUCAUUCACAGGCGCCUUUCUGCGCGAAGUCGCAUCAAUCCCAAAAAUAAUGUACGCGCGGGUGAGAGACAUGAGUGGGCCAAACACAUUUUUUGUGAGUCAGAGCGGCACGUUUCAAGUAAAAGCCACCGAUAUUCCAGCCUCUGCAGGCGAGAAGCGUGAACGGCUGCUCGAUGGCUUGUAUCAUGAAGCAUUCCCAGGUGCAGAAGAGAUUACGGAUGAGAUGAAGAAGUACUGUCGGUUUCUGGGGAGUUUGGGAUCCCAUGAUCUGUCGCUUAUGCGCGAGACGUUGGGGGUGCCAGAGUCUGUUGGUGGAGUAUCCGUCAACGAUCCGUUUUAUUCUGCGAUUUUCAAGUAUGGGACAUUUGCGGUUACGUAUGAGAGUGGGAUUGACGGUGUCGCGGAGUUUGAUGCUCAUUUGGCGGUUUAUGGGGAGAAGAAGAGGGUGGAGAUACGGUAUGAUACGCCGUAUGUUAAGGGGUUGCCGAUUAAGGUGCGGGUUGAGGAGGUAAAUGAGUACGGCGAGAAGCAGACUAGGGAGAUUGUGUCGAGUUAUGAGGAUGCGUAUACGGCGGAGUUGACGCAGAUGUAUAAGUGUUUUGUGGAGGGCGAGCCGAUCAAGACGACGGCGGAGGAUGCGGUGCAGGAUUUGAGGUUGUAUGAUGCGAUGUAUAGCAAGUGGAGAAAUGAUAGUCCUGUAUAG
This is a messenger RNA of Talaromyces proteolyticus, 1095 nucleotides long. Its product is annotated as putative NAD binding Rossmann fold oxidoreductase. The record is from RefSeq and is a predicted model, not a curated record. Gene Ontology annotation, molecular function: nucleotide binding; oxidoreductase activity. Gene Ontology annotation, cellular component: cytoplasm. The transcript has a single exon. Bases 1 to 1095 code for a protein of 364 amino acids. NCBI's taxonomy places the organism in Eukaryota, Fungi, Ascomycota, Eurotiomycetes, Eurotiales, Trichocomaceae. Gene Ontology annotation, biological process: NADPH regeneration.